This is a messenger RNA of Apodemus sylvaticus (European woodmouse), 3336 nucleotides long. It is a transcript of the gene Rgs13, whose product is annotated as regulator of G protein signaling 13. The transcript has 6 exons. The coding region runs from base 260 to 736 and encodes 158 amino acids. The record is from RefSeq and is a predicted model, not a curated record. NCBI's taxonomy places the organism in Eukaryota, Metazoa, Chordata, Mammalia, Rodentia, Muridae.
AAGAAUUUCAUAGCACAGACACCCGGAGUGCCAUAGAAGGUAAUUAUACAGACAGUGGCGUGUUUUUAUGCCAGGAAAAAUAAAAGUACUUGGUGUCUCGUGCAAUUUCAGAGCCUGAUUUCAAAAGGAUCAUAACAAGAAGAAAAUAAAAUGUAGCUUGGUAGACUGCUCCACGGGAUAUAUUUGUUAAUGGAAUGUUUCUUCAUCAUUGCAUCAGCAUGAGAAAAACAGGAUCAUCACUGAUUUGAAGCCUGAAAAAAUGAGCAGGCAUAUCUGUUGGAUUUGUAAGUUAUGCAGAGAUGAAUCUAAGAGGCUCCCUUCAAACCUUACUUUGGAUGAAGUUUUAAAAUGGGCCCAAUCUUUGGAAAGUCUGAUGGCUACAAAAUAUGGCCCAAUAGUGUACACAGCAUAUUUAAAAUUGGAGCACAGUGAUGAGAACAUUAAAUUCUGGAUGGCAUGUGAAACCUACAAGAAAAUUGCUUCACGGAGGGGCAGAAUUUCUAGGGCAAAAAAGCUUUACAAUAUCUACAUCCAACCACAGUCUCCUAGAGAGAUUAACAUCGACAGUACGACACGGGAAGCUAUCAUCAAAAGCAUUCAAGAACCCACUCAAACAAGCUUUGAAGAAGCUCAAAAGAUUGUAUAUAUGCAUAUGGAAAUGGAUUCUUAUCCCAGAUUUUUAAAGUCUGAAAUGUACCAACAACUACUGAAAACUGUUCAAUCCAAAAGCUCGUGAAUACUACCUAGAAGUUUAAACUGAAGAUGGCAUGCUGCAAUUGCUAAUGUAAUUUAGAAAAAGGCACAAAAUGAGAAUGAAGGUAGAAAGGAAACAGAAACCAAGCUGUAAGUUGAUCUCUAGUUACCAAAGGAAAUUCAUCCCAAACCUAAAGAGCUCCCAGAUGCUGUAACACAAUUUAUAUCACACUUACAGAGAGGAAUUAACAGAGAAGAAAAAAGAAAAAGUUUCCUUUAUCAUAUUAACACUAUAACAUUUUUUACUCUACUAGGCAACUAAUGAUCCUUUUCACUAAAGAAAUUUGGCAGUCAUAGCACAAAUAACUGGUUUUAAAACCAUUGCUUUGUGAAUUUUGUCACUAUGUAUUGUAGAGAUAUGAUCAGAAUAUCUUGAAUUAGUAUACAGGUGUAUUAGUCAUAAUAAGUUGAACUUUAACAUAAUCAGUAGAGAAAAUAUGAUAGAGGAAAUUUAGCUAUAAAAUUUUCCCAGUAGCAUGUUCAUGAUUGACCUUAGAAGGUCAUGUAUAUCUUCUACAUGUUAAAUCUUUGGGAUAAUUGUAAGCUUUUUACUAUAUGUGUAUCUUUUUUUCAUUUGUAUUUUACAUUCACAAUGUCAUUGGGCUAUAAAUUUGGUCUUUUAUUUGAGAUUAAUGUCUUCACAAUUUGAACUCAUCAUAGUAUUAGAAAUCAAUCAGUAGAAACAAAAACCUGUGUGCAUAUUUUUCAAAGACACCUUUUUGUAUCAUACAACGAACAUUUCAAAGGGCCUAAAGUUUGCAAAAGUGAGAAAAUAAAAUAAAGUAGUUUCAUUUGCUUGUUUGAUAUGACAAUACUGUCACUUUAAAACAUUAAAAGAAUUUAGACUCAAUCCUGAGAUCUGGAGUUCUAUAGGGUCAACAAAACAUACAUGGGAACAAAAUUUGAACCAUUACCUUUUGUACUUUAAAAAAUGUCAAGUGUUGCUUGACAUUUUCAUACAGUAAAAAAAUGACAUUGUGUUGCUGAUGGACAGGAAGCAUUGAAACUGACCCUCACCCUAGCCCAGAUUCACUUUGCAAUCCUCAUGUUUUGUCUUGGUUUUGAAAAGGACCUUAAAAUAGAUUUUACCCUUCUGGUGAAGCCAAGCUUCCACUAUUCCCAGGAACUCCUGCAUCCCCACAGUACCACGGUCUGACUGCUUGAGCUGUGUUCCAUUGAACCUAAAAGAAUAAAGGCUGCCAGCCUCCAUGGUUCACAAGGUCCCAGGCAUUUUAAUUACUGCUUUCUACAUGCAAAGGGGACAGCAUGAAUGACUGCACAGCCAACCACAGUCUAUUCACAUGCUGAGAAAUGCUAAGGCACCAACCAUCCGCCUUCAGCCCCAGAGAAGCCAGGCAAACAGUAGUGAAUAAGUGAAGAGUCACUGGCAAUAUAGUUGGGAAAUGAAUGCUUUAACUCCACACAUGGAAAGAAUACUAAAUGUAUAUAAGAGACUGAAGUUUCACCUUUGGGUUUCCCAAACUGACAAUUACAUGAAUUUAUUUAGACCUGUGUGCACUAUAGAAGGUAGAAAAGAAUGUCACAACACUUCAGUUUCCUUACAUUGCUUUUUAAAUUUUAUUUUACAUUUUAUUUAUUGUGGGGGAAAUAUAGAUACAUGCACACAACAUUUCACGUACAGAAGUAAGUCAAAGGACAACUUGUAGAGAGCAAUCAGUUCUCUCUUUCUACCUUGUGGGCAGGCCCAGGAAUGACUAUCAGGCCAUCAGGUUUAAUGGCAAGCACCUUUAGUCAUAAAGCCACUUCUUAGGACCAAGUUUCCCUUUCUAUGACCUCUCUUUACUUUCCAAGCACCCAGCCUCGCCUUCAACUCACUCUUAAACCAAGACAGACUUUGAAUUCAUAAACCUCCUGCCUCAGUCUUCAAAGCAAUUUGGAUCCAUAGGUUUGUUAUAUGUAACUUCUUGCAUGUUGAAGUAUGUUCCCUCAAAUCCUGUUUUCUCUAAUAUUUAUCAUGAAGGUAUGCAAUUUAAUUGCUCAGCCAGGUUUAUUGCUGGUCUGUUUACAAUGUAAAUACCCUUCAACAGAAAGAUGCAUAAUGAAAAUGUGGUGCAUGUACACAGUGUAAUUCUAUCCAUCUGUAACAAAAGUAAAGUCAUGAAAUGUAUAGGGAAAUAGAUGACACUAGGAAACAUUACACUGAGUGAAGUAAGUCCUACACAGAAAGACAGAUGCCUCUUAUUUGUAGGGCCUAGCUCUGAAUCUUUAGACAUGAAUAAAUAACUUGAAGUAACCACAGGAACCAGAAAAAAAAUCAAAAGCGACCAGAGGUAAGAAGGAAAUCUAGAGAGGUCUAGAAAGGUGAUAUGGUAGGACACAAGUGCUGUGAAGGAAGAUGUGAAAAAUGGGAGGCAGGAGGAAUUGAAAUACUAAGACAGACAGACGGACAGACAGACAGAGACAGAGAAAAUGAAUAAUAAACAAAAUUAAGGAUGAUUGAAAAAGUUAUAAGAAAAACUACUGUUUACUUAACAGUGUAUGUGUGUGUAUGUGUAUGUAUAUUUAAAUAAAAUUAUGCCCCUUGGGGAUGAGAAUGUUCUCCACAAGAACUAUAACCUGUCU